Messenger RNA from Drosophila erecta, 822 nucleotides. RefSeq lists its product as uncharacterized. Bases 117 to 773 code for a protein of 218 amino acids. NCBI's taxonomy places the organism in Eukaryota, Metazoa, Arthropoda, Insecta, Diptera, Drosophilidae. The transcript has a single exon. The record is from RefSeq and is a predicted model, not a curated record.
CCUUUCGGAACAUAAGCACCAAAAUUAACCGAAACGAAAAUUCAGACCCAGUCGGAUUCAUCCGCUUCCAGCCAGGAGCCUAACGCCGCAAGAAAUAGCAAAGGACACAGGACACGAUGGAGCUGUGGCAUAAGCUGAGAGUCCAGUUUCAUGACUUCUUCCACGUGAACUACCCGUACAUAGCGCUCUACAGCGGACUGGGCGUGGCAGUAACAGCCUACUUGCACUACCAGUGGAGCGUCCACCACUACGACCUGAUGUACUGGAAGCGUUUGGCGGAGGUCUUCUCGCAGGACAUCGACUGCUUCCAGAUGGCCAUACUGCUGUUGAUCUUCGCGAUUAACGCCGUUUUUGUGUUCAUUAUCCUGAGCGUCUAUCUGCGCCCGGUGCUCGACAAUGGCGGGGAGAUGUCCUUGCUGGAGAUUAAGGAUCGCUAUGCCCGGUUCAUUCUGCUCCGCCUGAUAGCCCGCCUCGAUCGCAUACAGUCGAAGGUCUCCGCGAAGCGGAAGAGCCUCACCUUCCAGCACUAUGUCAGGGCACACACGAACAUGGUGAAGGCGGUGGCCGUGUUCCGCAAGGAUGCCCGCAAGCUAAUCCUGCCCAACGAGAGCGAGAUCCUGAUGCCCAUCGAGGAUAUCUACGGGGUGGCCGAUGACGAGGAGCGACUUCUCCGGCGAUCGGGCUACUACAAACUGAUCAUCGACACCACCGACGAGACGGUUAAGGCUCUCUUCAACGCCAAGUUGGAGGAGAUCCUGUUCCCAAUCAGCUAGCUGGCUCGGUACCGAUUGAAACUAUGAGUAAACUGCAGUCCACCACUAA